CGCGCGCGGCUGGUCUGUCUGAGGGAGCGCCGGGGUCUCGCUGGAUCUCGCCGGAGCCCCUGGCAAGCGGGGACAUGAGCGGCGGUGUCUUCGGCGUCCUUUGCUCGGAGCGCGCGGGCUCGGAUGCCCCCUGCUGGUGUCGGCAUCCCUGAUCCCAUUGCCUUGUUUCUGGCGUGUGUAAUUGGGCAUCUUUGGGGGGGAAUCAGAUGGAUCCGCUGCCGAGUCCGUCCCCCCUGGCCACGGGGCUGCGGAACACGCUUGUGCGGUACCACGGCAUCGCGGACGGAGAGUGGAGGGUGGCCAAGAAAACCAAAGAUGCAACUGUGUGGCGUAAACCAUCAGAAGAAUUCAGUGGAUACCUCUACAAAGCUCAAGGAGUGGUAGAAGAUGUUACUAACCGAAUAGUGGAUCAUAUUCGCCCUGGACCUUACAGGCUAGACUGGGACAGCUUAAUGACUUCAAUGGACAUCUUGGAAACAUUUGAAGAGAAUUGCUGUGUGAUGCGCUAUACAACUGCUGGCCAGCUCUGGAACAUCAUAGCACCAAGGGAGUUUGUCGAUUUCUCUUACACCACAAACUAUGAAGAUGGGCUUCUAACAUGUGGUGUAAGCCUCGAUUAUGGGGAGGUGAGGCCUAACUUUGUGCGUGGAUUCAAUCACCCUUGCGGCUGGUUCUGCAUCCCCCUCAAGGGUUGUCCCAGCCACAGCCUUUUGACAGGCUACAUUCAGACUGAACUGCGGGGGAUGCUUCCACAAUCUGCAGUAGACACUGCCAUGUCCAGUACCUUGGCCAAUUUCUACUCUGACCUCAAAAAGGCACUCAAAUCGUAGACAAACAGUGACUUAAAAGCCUGUGCAUUCCGUGCAAUCAAAUAAUAUUUUUUAGCUUAGCAUAGGUUACCUGCCGAGUUGAGGCAACAUUGUUCCUGAAUGAUACCUAAGCAUUUAUGUUGAGGAUCACAGCUUUACCAGGUGAUACUUAGCAUACCGUCCCAAUGCAAGAUUCUUUCUGCUGCUCAGCACUCUGCAGCUAUGUGAGGAAUAUCCUGAAUCUAUAAAUCCCUUUCUUCCUUGGUAGGAAACACAAGAUGCAUGUGUGCUCUUGAAAAAUGCAGCAUGAACUCAGAUCUGCCCAACAGUAUAGGUGGCCAAGUGCUCAGGAUUUUGCUAGUGCAGGUUGCUGUACAGGAAGCAUCUUACUGAAGAUGUAAUUUUGUUAGAUAGAUACAUAGAUACAGAUAUUAACAUUUUUGAUUUAUUUAGUUUGUACAGCUGCAUCUGUAUUUUUUUUUAAUUUGCUUUAAUUUAUCAUAAGGAUAUUAUAUAGCUAAGUUGUUAAAUGAUACUAUUCAUAAGAAAUCUCUUUGCACUUGUUAGCAAAAAUAAGUGUUCAUUAUUGGCAUUUCUUUGAUGUUGUAACUGUAACUUACUGUUGUAUAUAAUAGUCUGAGUGCAUAGAUAAAGAAAUGCCCUUACAGCUGAUCCAAAGCUCAUUUAAGUCAUUAGUUGUCUUUCCAUAUUUUUUUGUGGGCUUUUAAUCACACAGUUGUCAAAAUAGCAAAUCUCCAAUGGAUCUUCAGUGAUACCCUGCACUUCUAAAGAAUUUUUUACUUAAACUUGCAUGCAAUUUGUUUGUGUGUGUGUGUGUGUGUGUGUGUGUGUGUGUGUAUGCUUGGUUUUGGGGCUAUGUGUGUGUGUGUUUUUUCCUUAACUGAAAAACCUGCUUUUUCAGGUUUUUUUAAACAACAAUAAGAGCCAGUCAUUUUUUUGAGGUAUGGGCAUUGCUGUAGCCAGCACAGGCUGACAGCAGGCUGGUGCUGUGUAGUAUUCUGUGGUAUUACCCCUAGAUUACUCUUUGCAAUAAAUGAAAUUAGCAUCUUAAAAUGUGAGCACCUGAAGGCAAAGCUCAUGCUGCAGAAUUGUUCAGACAUGCUGAAGGGUGGAGGGUCCUUUUUUAAGGUCCAAAUUUUAAAGGAUUUUCAGCAACCUAGUCACUCUGACAGGUAGAAGGGGCAUUCAAAAGAUUACUCUCUGUGCUACUAGGAACCUGAAAUCUCUUCAAAAACCUCUUUUUUUAGGCUUUUAAUCUUGGUAUGUGUCAUAUGCUCAGGUGAGAUUGUAAUUAUCCCUGUGCUUCACCUGUGCUUGCAGUGAUGAGUUUAACUGUGUAGUAAUUAGGAAAGGUACCUUGAAGCCCUGAUAUUUUGCAGGCAGUUGUAUGCACAUAGUCCAAAGACUGGUAAUGAACUCUUAGGAAAAAAAAAUCAGAUGAAAAUUUUUUCCCUGCAACAUUGGCUUUUUUUGACACUGGUCACUGUAGCUGAACUCCAAACAGUGAGGACUUUUCUUUCUCAUUGCUCAGGCAAAAAGAGGUAGAAAACACAUGAUACAGGGAGGGCUUUUCCAACGUGCUUCAUGUUUUAAGAUAUUUAAGACUGUUAAAAACAGUGCAUCAAACAGCCUUUGGUGUCUUCAUAGGCAGAAAAUGUUAACUCCCUGUUGGGUUUUGUGUAUUCUGCCAUUCCCUUUACACUCCUUGGUGUAAAGGAGCACUAGGAACUGCAGAAAAGUUUGAGAGGCCCCUGUUCCAAACGCCCAUUUUAGGGGCUCUAACACUUCUAGAAUAUCUGUCCUUAUUUAGUAUUCAGUGAAAUGGCUUUUUAUGCUUUCAGUAAAGACAGGCUGGUGAAGCACAGAGCAGCUGAAGAGAGAAGAACUUGAACUUAAAUAAAAGAAAAUUGCUAGUGUAUUUUAAGAUGUUUUUAAUAAAAAAUUCAGUUCAUCUACAGAGCAAUACAAAACUAGAAGAAAGAUGUCUAAUUUCGUAGUCUAUUCUGUUUAUUUGAAACCAAAAUUAAAAUUUGUUUUAUAUAGCUAUAGAUAGAGAGAAGUGCUAGAUCUUGAAGCAGAGCUCUUCUUUAACUAGAGUACAUCAGAACUAAAAGCCUCAAAAUCAGAGCCUUUUCCUACCCUGGCAUUCUUCUCCUCCUAAGUUAGUUGACAAUCUAGAUGGAACCAAGACAGUUAAAACAGAAAAGCAGUUUGAAAGGACAAGUGUAGGAAUCCAUGUUUUGCUUAUGCAAAAGAAAUGGGAGACAAAGUAAAUUGUUUAGUAUAGAUUUCUGUCACUUGAGUUUUAGAGUGUUUCAAUUAACCUGGAAUGUAUUUAUCCAGAAGCAACUUCUAAACAAGGUGGCCAAGUAUAGCAGAGACCUGUUUUUGUUAGGGAAAUAGCAUGUAUAUUAUGAAAAUUAUUUUUAUAUGGCUAAUACUUUUUAAAAAAAUCUUAACUUUUUUAGGGAUUUGAGCAAUAUGAUGCUUUACUCUUUGGCACUUUAACUAGGUGCUCUGUGUGUAUGGGAGAAGUGACUAAAGAUAAGACAAUUGUGGUGUUUGGCUUCUGUUCCUCAUCUAAAACCUCCAGCAUUAAACUUUGCCGGUUGUUGUGCUCCUUAUUUUACAUAUGCAGAAGGUAGAGACUGGUCUAAGUACAAUUUGGGGGCAGUCCAAGGAACUCUACCACAGCUUGCUGGGAGGUGGACCACUACUUUAGAUAGAUACCCUCUGCACAGGCCCUGAUCCCAAAUUUGAUGACUUUAUGUGAAAUACAGAGUAUUUAUAAAACACAAAGGGAGCAUAUGAUUCAUCCAGUAAUCAUGAGUAACCAGAAUGGUUUUGAUGGUGUGAGCUGCUGAUCCAGCCUAGGAGGUUCACUGCUGUAAAAGUAGCCCUAAUACUAGGGAAACCAGGUGAGUUGUGCCUGUCUGUAGAAAGUCAAUGUCAGUCUAUUUUAACAGUGUGUUUAACUUACUGUGUUCAGCAUUUAAGUGAUUGUAUUUCUAUUUUGAAUGCAACUGCAGAAUAAAUUCAAAUACUGGAUUCCAA
Myiozetetes cayanensis is the source of this 3884-nucleotide messenger RNA. RefSeq names its product StAR related lipid transfer domain containing 4 (gene STARD4). Gene Ontology annotation, cellular component: endoplasmic reticulum; cytosol. Lineage: Eukaryota; Metazoa; Chordata; Aves; Passeriformes; Tyrannidae. The transcript has 5 exons. Gene Ontology annotation, molecular function: cholesterol binding; cholesterol transfer activity. Gene Ontology annotation, biological process: intracellular cholesterol transport; cholesterol import; cholesterol transport involved in cholesterol storage. The record is from RefSeq and is a predicted model, not a curated record. Bases 207 to 830 code for a protein of 207 amino acids.